Molecule: messenger RNA, 1530 nt
Organism: Etheostoma cragini (Arkansas darter)
Lineage: Eukaryota; Metazoa; Chordata; Actinopteri; Perciformes; Percidae
Gene: sgcg
Product: sarcoglycan, gamma
Exons: 9
Coding region: 195-1067 (290 amino acids)
Biological process (GO): heart contraction; cardiac muscle tissue development
Cellular component (GO): sarcolemma; sarcoglycan complex
Source: RefSeq, a predicted model, not a curated record
AGGCUAAAAUGGGAGUGGGAGCGCCGUCUCGUGGUGGGUAGCCAGGGCUCUUCCAGAGCUGGAUUUAUGGCACGCAGCUGUUGAGUGGCUGACAAACGUGUUAGGGGCUCAAGCACUGCUGCUUCUCAAGCUGCUCGAGCUCUGCUUACUGUUGCGUAGGAAAGAGGACUGCUGUUUCUGAACACACAACGAAGAUGGUGCGGGAGCAGUACAUCACCACCACCCAGGGUAGCAGCUCGCCCAGGCCGGUGCCCGACCACAUCUACAAGAUUGGCAUCUAUGGCUGGAGGAAGCGCUGCCUCUACCUGUUUGUCCUGCUGCUUAUCAUCAUCCUGGUGGUCAACUUCGCCCUCACCAUCUGGAUCCUCAGGGUGAUGUGGUUCAACACGGAAGGGAUGGGACUCCUUCAAGUGAACUCAGAUGGGGUCAUGUUGAAGGAGGGCGAAUCGGAGUUUCUAUUCCCAGUCUACGCUCAGGAGAUCCACUCUAGAGAAGACUCAUCACUUCUAGUGCAGUCAUCGGAAAAUGUUUCCCUUAAUGCCCGUAAUGAAAAUGGAGAUGUCACAGGGAGGAUAUCCGUGGGCCCAAAAGAGGCUCAGGGACAUGCUCGAAAUCUGCUCAUUAACUCCCACAAUGACAACAUGCUGUUCACUGCUGAUGGCAACCAGGCAGUAAUUGGACCAGACAAACUACGAGUCACAGGUCCUGAAGGAGCACUCUUCCAGCAUUCAGUAGAAGUGCCCCUGUUGAAAUCUGAACUUUUGAAAGACCUGAGGUUGGAGUCUCCUACUCGUUCUCUUACUAUGGACGCACCAAAAGGAGUUCAUCUCAAAGCGCUGGCGGGCAACAUUGAAGCUGCUUCCAACAUGGAUGUUAUUCUGCAGUCUAGUAUAGGCCUGCUGGUGCUGGAUGCUGAGACUGUGCGCAUGCCAAGUCUGCCCCUGAGUGAAGGAGGGGUUUCUGGAAAUACUCAGGGUCUCUACGAGGUCUGCGUCUGUCCCAGCGGCAAGCUCUUCCUGUCCAAGGCUGGGGUUACCUCCACUUGCAGCGAAAACCAGGAAUGCUAGAAAGACAGGCAAGGUAAUCGUUUUUCCAUCGGUCAGUAGAUGCAUCUUCUGGGAGGCAAAAAGCACAACUGUUUACAUCUGGUCUGAUCCCACUGGCACAUUGAGGCCUGUACAGAUUUAAAUGCCUGCUGGUGUACAUGUUGGAUAUGUCAUGAAAUGCAUCCUUUUAGUUGCAUCGUGACUUAACCAUUCAGCUGAAACUAAUUGGCACUCAAUUCCAAAUGUAUCUGCAUCAGAGCUUUGUGGAGGAUUUUUUUUUCACAAACAGUAUCAUGGCUGGGCAAUGAGGAGCUGGUAACAGCUUACAUUCUAUGCAAUAUUAUCUUGUGGUGCAAUAAUUAAAUUGACACAUAUCAAGGGCAUAGAAUAAUCUUAAAUAAAUCUCUCAUGAGGACAGAAUGUCAUGAAAAUUAUUUUGGUUUAAGUAUGCCCUUUUGGCUCCAAGCCCUUGGUAUGUAGUUUU